Pantherophis guttatus is the source of this 2227-nucleotide messenger RNA. It is a transcript of the gene IL13RA1, whose product is annotated as interleukin 13 receptor subunit alpha 1. Gene Ontology annotation, biological process: cytokine-mediated signaling pathway. Gene Ontology annotation, cellular component: membrane; external side of plasma membrane. The record is from RefSeq and is a predicted model, not a curated record. Gene Ontology annotation, molecular function: cytokine receptor activity; protein binding. Lineage: Eukaryota; Metazoa; Chordata; Lepidosauria; Squamata; Colubridae.
GCCAGAGCGAACGAGCGAUCCGGCAGGAGCUCCGGCCGCGCCGAUGAGGCUCCCGUGGCAGCCGCAGCUGCUGGCCCACCUGGCAGGGGUGGUGUUGGCCGCAGGGGCUCUCUCGAUCCUGCCUUCCCCUGCCAACAUCAGCUACGUCUUCGAUGAGAGCAACUGCAUCUUGAGCGUCCAGUGGGAUCCAGUCAGGCUCCCGCCCGGCUAUCCCUGUGGGGAGAUGUAUUACACGGCCCUGUUCGAUGGCAAAACCUGGAUCCAAGAGACAUGGAGUGAAGCCCUUUCCAAGAAAAUGGCGGUCCCUCUGGGGAAAAACAUGUCUUUUGGGCUACGAACAGCUUGUAGGAACAACAGUGACGAAGGAAAAUUGUUCGAGAUCCCUCUGGAACAGAACGGGAAAGCAGAAACGGGAGCUACGAACGUCAGCUGCGUUUGUCAUAACAUGGAAUGGAUGGCCUGUUCGUGGAAGCGAGGAAGGCAAGCGCCACGCGACACCAGCUACAGCCUCUCCUUCUGGCACGACAAUUUGGAAGAAAGGCAGCGAUGCACAAAUCGUAGCGUCGAUGGAGACACCUUCCGAUGUGUUUUUCCGAUCAACUGUUCCGGAGAACGCACCCUGGUCCUUUCUCUCCGAAGCAACUCGGAAGACAUCCAGCCGGUGUGCGUGCUUACCAAGGAAGGUACAGAAAAGUCUGAUUAUCCAAUAAAACUUAAUCCACCAUCAAAUCUGAAAAUCGUGCAGGGCAGUAAUGUUCAUUUUCUAACAUGGCACCCUCCCAGCUCCUGGAAUGGCAUAUGCUAUAAUGUUGAAAUCAAUGGCGUUAAGGAAGAGCCUAUAGAAGAUAACACCAAAGUAACCGUCACCCUCGAGGCAAAGAAGUACCACACUCUCAGAGUAAGGGCAGUGCUGGGCAAGAUGGGCACUAACUGCAAGGAAGCACGGGGUCUCUGGAGUGAAUGGAGCGAGGCGGUGCCCUGGGAUAAUCGGGACAAGUUUGAAACAGUGAAUAUUAUUUUGUUUGUCACGAUUCCAUUAUGUGCUGCAAUCCUGACCAUCGUUCUCCUCGUUUAUCUGAAGAGGAUUCAGCUGUUGAUUUUCCCGAAAAUUCCUGACCCUGAAAAAGUUCUGAAACGAAUGUUUGAAGAUCAGAGAGAAGAUUACCUGCCGGUUGAAUAUCCAUCCGAAUUCAUUAAACCCGAUACAAUCAGUAGAAACAGACUACAAGAUGAGCUAGCCAAGGAAAAACCUGCGCUUCUACUCGCAACGCCUACAGGAAAUGAGAACGUCAAGUUGCUGUCUUUAUAUCAAACGACUUCUGAAUGUAAACCAAGCAAGCCCAAUGCUGCAGGACAAAGACUCAUCUCAAGAGGUGAUGGGUGACCUCUUGGAGAAAGACCUUUGCACGCAUUCGCUUAUUCGUUGAACACACCUUGAUGGAUCCAGCAAAUGCAGACAGGAGCAGUGGAAAUUCACUCUUCAGCUGGCAACUGAAGAGCAACAACCUUUGUCCCCAAAGUUAUUGAAAACUAAAUAUCAAGCCACAUGGUAGCUUCUGUGAAGUAACAUUAACUCUAAAGGACUGGUGUUUUUAUACACGCGUGCCAGUUCAGCAGCAACACAGCCAUCUGCAAUCAAACUGGUAAAGCUUUUAGCCCUACGCAAACGGUGUGAUAGCAACCUAGCCCCCCAUCAGGACGAAGCCAGAAUUUCUCAAAAGGAGACAAAAUGGCAGGCAAGACUGGUGAUGCUUGCAUCUAUUAUUAUUAUUAUUAUUGCCCUUUUUCUCCAGGUCACUUGCUUGUCACAAGCGCAUGAAUGUAGAAAGUCUAGGAAGGGGUUUACGCAUAUCUUAAUUGCUUAAGUCAGGUUUCGAUGCGGUAGCCGUGAUAAGCGCAUUGAGACCACUGGGGAGGAUAAGAUGACACCGCAGAUCUGAAGCUGAACAAGAUCAUUGUUAGCUUGGCUGGAACCCAAAGGCUGAGCAGUUGCACAAUCCAGCGAAUUACGCGAAAGGACUUGACUGCGUGUCCAAAUCCAUGUUUACACUUACAGUGGUGUUUUUGAGCUGGUGAAUUUAUCUUCACCAGCAACCUAUUUUUUUUUUGUCCCUAGAAAACUGUGAAAAGCCUUGAGAUUAAUUUGUUAUGUUUUUCAGGUUCUGUAAAAACUUUGUUGAGCUGUGCCAUUUUAUGUAAACAAUGAACGAUACUUUUUUUUUUCUAA